AUGUCGGAAUCCCAAAGCAUCUCAAGCAUCAAUAAGCAAAUAGUGAUCACCAUCAUCAACAUGGUUCCUUCUCUACCUCUAGUUCCUCCCCUUCUUUCUGCCUCUGCCACUGUGGUUCUCAUAUCCAUUUGUAUCAUAUCAUUUUCAAUGCUUUCAUUGGUCGCCAUUACCAUGUUUUACAUGAUUUGGGACUACUUCCGAGAGAAUCAUCAAAGCCGUCAAAGCGAUAUCGAAUCAGGAGAAGAAGCAAGAUUGGAUCAACCAGAUAUUACUUAUGAUAACUUGGAAUGGCAUGAACAGUUUGCAUUUUAUCAAGCGGCUGUGCUGCACAAUAUGCGAGUGCUGGAGAUUUUAGAUAGAGUUAUUGAGGAAUUGGAAGAAAGGAAAGAACUGAGGAAACGACGAGAGCAAAAACGAGCCUUGGAAAAGAAACUGCCACAAAGUGUUAGUUGUGGAAGCCAAGAAAGUGAAAUAAAUUGCAAAGAUUGUGCCAUCUGCUGGGACGAGUUUGAGACUGGGGAGAUGUGUCAAGUUCUUCCAUCAUGUAACCAUGUUUUUCAUUACAAAUGCAUAAACCAUUGGUUCAUGGAAAAUCUAACUUGCCCUAUUUGCCGAAAACGUGUAAUAGAAUUAUGA
Molecule: messenger RNA, 636 nt
Organism: Fragaria vesca subsp. vesca
Lineage: Eukaryota; Viridiplantae; Streptophyta; Magnoliopsida; Rosales; Rosaceae
Product: putative RING-H2 finger protein ATL19-like
Exons: 1
Coding region: 1-636 (211 amino acids)
Source: RefSeq, a predicted model, not a curated record